Molecule: messenger RNA, 3339 nt
Organism: Coregonus clupeaformis (lake whitefish)
Lineage: Eukaryota; Metazoa; Chordata; Actinopteri; Salmoniformes; Salmonidae
Gene: ubl3a
Product: ubiquitin-like 3a
Exons: 5
Coding region: 645-998 (117 amino acids)
Molecular function (GO): protein binding
Source: RefSeq, a predicted model, not a curated record
AGUCUCCCCCUCCUCCCUUCAGUUCAGCGCUUUUUUCCUACUGUGAAGUGAACUGCCGCCAUGUUCUUCUGAGCCAUUAUGACAGUCAGACGGGAGGAAGAGAGACAGGGACACAGUCUGUGACUAAACCGACGGUUUAACUCAGCUUUUCGGAGUAUGACCGAGAUAUUUUAACGCCACAGAACGUCUAGAACGGUGGAAGUUUUCCGUUUUUUAACAUUUGAAACAAAAGAGUCGUUCGGAUUUACAGCGAGAUCGGUGUGUCCGGAUGUUACAGCGCGAUAUAUUUGAGUUUCCUAUGGCGUAGGCACCUUUUUAUAAAGGCAGAUCUUUUUACAUAUUUGGGGGCUCGGAGUGGGGGCCUCCUGUCGAAUCUAUAAGCACAUCUAGUCUUUUUUUAAAAACCUGUUUUUUAACGUAAAAAAAUACACGGAGUAAAUGUGUAAUUUAUGUGAAAUAGAAGAAAAACACAUUCCAACAUUCGUUCGUGACUCUGAAAGGAUGACUAUCGAUACCAACGUCAUUUAAUUGGUAUUUUGGACGUUUAACUGAUUAUCAAAGACUCAUCAUUUGCAGUCUACGGGAUUUUAAAGACGACGAUAGAGGAAAUACUAUUAUUUCCUUCAGUGAAGCGGAUUCCAAAGAUGACGGGCUCUACCCCGGCGGACAUGAUUAACCUGCGUCUCAUCCUGGUCAGUGGGAAGACGAAAGAGUUCCUGUUCUCUCCCAAUGACUCGGCCGCAGACAUCGCCAAACACGUCUACGAUAACUGGCCAAUGGACUGGGAGGAGGAACAGGUCAGCAGUCCUAACAUCCUGAGGCUUAUCUACCAGGGCCGCUUUCUACAUGGAAAUGUCACGCUAGGAGCUCUCAAACUGCCUCUGGGGAAAACCACAGUGAUGCAUUUAGUGGCCAGAGAGACGUUGCCUGAGCCAAACUCCCAAGGUCAGAGGAACAGAGAGAAGACUGGAGAGAGUAACUGCUGUGUCAUCCUGUAAAUACAAACCUCCCUCCCUCUUUCAUCCCCAUCCUGGAUCCAACCAACACACUGUCCUGUCCUGCAGUCUCUCUAGAAUUCUACUGCUACACACACACACACAAAACAUUCUGUGUUCCUCAUAGCAAUACAUUGCACUUGCUCAUAAACUGUGUGUGUGUGUGUGUGUGGGCCGGUCUCUCUCACACAGACUUAACCACUAAAUAAACCCACGCUCCCACCUGUCCUCCCCCGACACACAUAGACACACACACCCUUCGCCCACCCACUCAUCCAGAUGUGCUGUCUAUCUCCCAUAGUGCAGCAAAGCAUUGAUGUGCCUGAUCAGAGACACACACACACACACACGCCUGUGUCCUUUUUACCUCCCACUCUAAAACUUCUGUAUAUGUCCUUAAAUCGUACACUAGUGACAGACAGAUUCACUCUUUUAUUCACUCAUGAAGGUUCUAGCCAAUUACUAACAAACACACAAACAAACAAUGUUGUUGUUUGGCCAUAAUAUCAUGUUGUUGACUGUGUUUUGACAGUCGGUCCUCUCCUCCUUUCUGACCAGUCAGUGUUUUAGAUCACUCCUCUGUCAGAACCCUCAUCUCCCCUUUCCCCCUGAACGGGGAGAAAAAAGACAGACAUAUUCCCCUUUCCUCCUGAUUGGAAAGACAGACAGAUUCCCCUUUCCUCCUGAUUGGAAAGACAGACAGAUUCCCCUUUCCUCCUGAUUGGAAAGACAGACAGAUUCCCCUUUCCUCCUGAUUGGAAAGACAGACAGAUUCCCCUUUCCUCCUGAUUGGAAAGACAGACAGAUUCCCCUUUCCUCCUGAUUGGAAAGACAGACAGAUUCCCCUUUCCUCCUGAUUGGAAAGACAGACAGAUACCCCUUUCCUCCUGAUUGGAAAGACAGACAGAUUCCCCUUUCCUCCUGAUUGGACAGACAGAUCUCCUCCCGUUUGUAUUCCUGUAGUCUUGUGAUGGGUCGGGUCUGCUUGCCAAUCCAAGCCAAGGGAAAGAACCAAUCUGAAAUAAAGUGUUAUUUUCUUCCAGAUCUCUUUUUCUCUCUUUAUUAGAGAGAGAGAGAGAGAGAGAGAGAGAGAGAGAGAUUUUUGCACAACACUGAACGCAUGUGCCCUCCCCACCGAACGACCUGUAAAGAAAAAAUAAAGUUUCUUAUUUUACUUAAUAUUUUUUCGAUGGGAAUAAUAUAAAAAAAAAACGAAGGAAACAUAUGUGUAGAAUAUAUUGAAUAUGAAUCUUCUAUAGAACAUGAUGAUGCCUCUAGAUCCUGUUGAUAAAGUAUAUUGAUGUUUUAGUGUCUGUGUGUACCAUCGUUAGCUAGCUAGCUUCCUAGACAGCAGUUCAAACUGUCACCUUGCUGACAACGCUGCGUCCCAAAUGGGACCCUAUUCCCUAUAGUGCACUACCUUUUGACCAGGGCCCGUAGGACCUGCGGUAGACUAGCAUCCAGGGGGUGUACUUCUACAUCAUGGUGCCUCAAGCUAAAGAAACAGGAGAUGGGGCUUUUCUGGCUCAGACAAAGCUACUUACUUACAUAGGGCCCUGGUCCAAAGUAGAAUAGGGUAUCACUUGGGACACAGUCAACUUGUUGUACUUUUAAGCAGAAAAAAACAGAGCCAUCCUCCUAAUCAUUGACAUGCAGAACUAUUUUAAACAUUUGUUUUAUGUAUUUUUAUUUUUCUGACUGUUCAUAGUUUUAAUAUAAUCCUUUGUUUUUUGUUGCAUUGUAACAGCACUAGGUCUUAAAGGAUACGUCCCAAAUGGCACCUCUUUUUGUUGCAUUGUAACAGCACUAGGUCUUAAAGGAUACGUCCCAAAUGGCACCUCUUUUUGUUGCAUUGUAACAGCACUAGGUCUUAAAGGUUACUUCCCAAAUGGCACUCUGUUCCCUAUAGAUUGUACUACUUUUCACCAGGGCCCAUACGGCUCUCGGCCAAAGUAGUUCACUAUGUAGCAAAUAGGGUGGCAUUUGGGAUGCACCCAAAGAGUAUAGUUUCUCUUGCUCAGUGAUCAGGGUUUCAAGCUGUACAGUGAUAAUAUUAAAAAGCUUUUUCUAAAUGAUUGUAAAUAGCACUAAUCUAAUGCGUAUCCCCUAUACUCCUCUUCCAAACUUCAAAUGGAAUAAAUCCAUCUGUCAACUAAAUAAAGAUUAUUGAAGUGCAGCCAUUGAUUUAUGACUUAAUACAUCUAUAAACUAAAUAAAGAUUAUUGAGGUGCAGCCAUUGAUUUAUGACUUAAUACAUCUAUAAACUAAAUAAAGAUUAUUGAGGUGCAGCCAUUGAUUUAUGACUUAAUACAUCUAUAAACUAAAUAAAGAUUAUUGAAGUGCA